AAAUGAGACAAACUAGUUCCCGUAAGUCAACACACUCAACAUCUGAAAUGUCAAAAAUACCCCUGUUACUUGAUACCCCCUUUUCUCUCUCUCCCCCGUAACCUGAAACUGGAUCACAAUUUUCCGCCAUGGAUGACCAACAUUCUCCUCACUCUCACUCCUCCACCACCGCUACCUCAAAUGUCGAUGUUACCGGUCAUCAGAAACAGAGAGGAGGAGAUGUUUUCGGACUCAGAUCCGCCGGUGCCGGUGGUGGUGCUAAAUACAAGCUAAUGUCACCAGCUAAACUCCCUAUCUCAAGGUCUAACUCCAUCAACGUCCCUCCCGGUCUCAGCCCUACCUCCUUCCUCGAAUCGCCUGUCCUCCUGACUAACAUGAAGGCCGAACCUUCUCCUACCACAGGUUCUUUCUUUAAUUCCUCACUGAUGCAAAGGUCAAUCACCACUGCUGCAUUCUCUUUAGAUGCAAAUUGUUCUUCAAGAAAGCCCUUGGAUGAUAGUAACUCUGGUUUCUUUGAGUUUAAACCACACACCCAAAUUACAUCAGUUCCACAAAGUUCUUCUGCAGGAUAUCAGGUUUCUACAGGUUCCAAUCUUCAAAGAGGAGAACCAAGUGGGCAAUAUCAAAACCAAAAUGCGGGACCCACGAUCCAAGUUGACAGGUCAUCAGAUGAUGGAUACAAUUGGAGAAAAUACGGGCAGAAAGUUGUGAAAGGAAGUGAACAUCCAAGAAGCUAUUACAAAUGGACACAUGAUCAUCCUAAACCUCAACCUAGUCGCCGAUUUAGUGCUGGUGCUCUUAUGUCAAUUCAAGAGGAAAAUCUUGAUAAACUUCAAUAUGCAAAUUAUCAACCAGGCAUGUCUGCAAAUAAUGUCCAGAAUCCCAACUUAGACGACAGUGGAACCCCUGUGCAAUCUCCUAAAUAUGCAAAUCAAGAAAACACAGAUGGGAUUGAUGAUGAGGAUGAUCCAUAUUCCAAAAAAAGGCGAACGGAUUUUGGUGCACUUGAUGUGACUCCGGUGGUGAAGCCUAUACGUGAGCCACGUGUGGUGGUUCAAACCACCAGUGAGGUUGAUAUAUUGGAUGAUGGAUACCGUUGGAGGAAAUAUGGUCAAAAAGUUGUGAGAGGCAAUCCUAACCCUAGGAGUUAUUACAAAUGCACAAGUGCUGGAUGCAAUGUAAGAAAACAUGUAGAACGCGCGUCACAUGAUCCUAAAGCAGUUAUAACCGCAUAUGAAGGAAAACACAAUCAUGAUGUUCCAGUUGUUAAAAACAGCAAUCAUGAUGUUGUGGGUCCCGGGAAUCCAAGGGCUAGAUUAGAUGACAACAACAAUGCCAUCUGUCUUGAUCUUGUGGUUGGCAACGGGUUCCCGGACCACCCACAGCCGCCACAUGGCACCACCCUCCACAGCCAAGUACACGUUCAAAAUUCAAAUUUCAGAAAAGUUGUUCUGUGGAACGAUGUGUACACAAAUAGAGAGAAUGAUUUGUGUAGAAUGUAGGAUUUGGGGAUGAAAAAAGAGAAAUGUUGCAACUUGUAACUUGUAACUUGUGAGGUAGUUUGUGAUGGGGGUAUAGUACUUGUUUGGAUUGGGUAACAAUGGGAAGAGAAGGGAAGAUUGUGUAUUGAAUAAAAUAUGUCUGCAUAUAUUUGAUGUAUGGGAAUGUAGGUGUUUUUUUUUAAUCUUUUUAAUUUUUUUUAAUCAUGGCGUUUGGGAUUUUUGCUUGUAUGAAACAUUAUAAACGAGGU
This is a messenger RNA of Lactuca saligna, 1750 nucleotides long. The record is from the annotation of a GenBank genome assembly. Lineage: Eukaryota; Viridiplantae; Streptophyta; Magnoliopsida; Asterales; Asteraceae.